Molecule: messenger RNA, 2946 nt
Organism: Paraphaeosphaeria sporulosa
Lineage: Eukaryota; Fungi; Ascomycota; Dothideomycetes; Pleosporales; Didymosphaeriaceae
Exons: 1
Coding region: 157-2709 (850 amino acids)
Biological process (GO): cellular response to amino acid starvation; positive regulation of autophagy; negative regulation of TORC1 signaling
Cellular component (GO): GATOR1 complex
Source: RefSeq, a predicted model, not a curated record
GAGCAUGCGACGGUGACGAAGACCGAGUAAAAGGCGAACACGGAACGGCCACACAAAGAGAGCAAGGAUGCGCAUGCCGUCGCGGAAAGAGGUGGACAAGGGCAGGAAAGAAAGAUAAUAGAGAAACGGACAGGACAGGAAAGCACAGGACCAGCGAUGGCGCUGCCGCUCCCGCCCAACUCGCACCUGCAGGCGGUGCUCCUGGUGACCAAGUCGCGGUCGCUGGGCCCGCGGCUCGUCUUCCACUACCCACCCAUCUCGCCGUCGGCAGCCGCGCUGCUGGCGACCAAGGCGCCCGCGUGGUUCGGCAACGACACGACGACGGCCAGCCUCGACGAGUCGACGGCGUCGAGCAGCGACUGGGACAGCAGCACCGAGGCCGACGGCGCCGACGACGACUGCGAGGCGGGCAGCAGGGCCAGCGCGGGGCGCGCAUCGGGGCGCACAGGCGCAAGCGCGAGCCACCGCGACAGGGAGAAGGCGCGCCCGGCUGCGGGCGCCUGGGGAAGGCAGGAAAGCUUCGACGAGGACGACGGCGACCAGCCGCCCGCCGGCGGCAGCGGCCGCCGCGCGCAGCCCGACAAGGACGGCAAGCAUGCGGGCGGCGACCGCGACUGGGACACGGUGCUGGGCUUCAAGGUCGACGCCCUCGAGAAGAUGCUGUGCCCGACCAAGGCCUUCAACAAGCGCCGCUUCGAGCUCGGCGUCGAGAGCGUCGUCUUCGUCGGCGCCCCCAUGUUUGUGCGCGACGACGGCCUCUGGAAGAAGCGCAAGAAGCGCCGGAAGCCCUCGCCCGACGGCCUGCUCGAGGGCGACGUGCUAGCCCACCUCACCACCGGUGCCGACGACCACCGCGACGCGAAGCCAGCGAAGAAGGACAUCUUUGUGCUCCCUCCGGGCUUCGAGGCCGGCUAUGGCCACGACAUGGACUCUGCAGUGCCCUCGCCCGCCGCCUCCGACUUCGGCUCCGACGUCAAGAGCGACUCCACCACCAACAACACGCCCGACAUGUCCAUGUUCAACGUCGUCUUUGUGCUCAAUCCCCCGGCUUUGGAACAUCAGAUGCGCGUCAAGGACAUGUACGACAACGUGACCAAGAAGUACGCAAAGGCGCUCAAGUAUGAAGAGGCGCGCUUCCAGUAUGUGUGGAAGGAGUCGAAGCGCAUCAUCGACAUCAAGCAGCGCGCAAAGGAGAACGGCGAGUCCUUGACAGCCACGUGGAAAAACAUUGUCAGCACCUCGCCCUUGGCAAAGUCCCUCGCGACCAUGUUCGACGCCAUUUCAUCCGACAAGAUUGCCCACAUCCACUUUGACGCCAGUUUCAACACGUCCUUCCAAGUCCCGCAGGCAGACUCGACACCGUACCUCCCAAAUGCAAUGGAGCCGCAGAUGCCCGGUCUAUGGCUCACGACCUCAAAUGUGGUGGUCGACGACGACCACGACGCCCCCAUGACCCAGCAUGCCGCCUUGUUACUCCUGCAGGAUCCCGAGGUCAUUCUCAAAGACCUCCAGGGCGAGAAAGCGAAUGCUGCAGCUCUUUCGUUCUAUAUUCGCACCAUUGUGCCCACCAAGUCACUGCUCAAAAUCUCAAUCAAACACAACAUCCUCGCACAGGAUAUGGAAUACAUAGCCAGCCACUUGGUAUACUGGCGUCGCGCUCGACUGAUUACCCCCUUGCACCCACGAGAUACCUACAUCGUUUCGCCCAAUGCUGACUUGUCCAACCUACAAGCUGCGAUGGUCGCUUAUGCACAACGCUUCCCUACUCUCCCUAGCUUACCCAAAAUGCUCAGCUUGUUGUCGCAAAAGCCCAAAGAGUAUCGAUACUUGAUACCCACGGCUGAGCAUCGGGACGCUUACAUGGACAUCCUCGCAUGGCUCAUGCGCGGCGGUUGGGUCACCCAGCUCCGCACCUUUGCCUGGGUGCGUGUCAGCCCCGACAUCAAAGCUCAAGUCGCAGCCGACAUGGAACGUGAAGAGCGCCUGAAGAAAGACCAACAGGACAACGAAUCUCUUGCCGGCUCACUGCGUUCGGACAAACGGUCAAGCUUUUUGUCGACUGGCACAGUGGUGGGAGGACCACGGCCAGGAACACCUCUUCGUAGGACCCGUCGCGACAUAGAGGGGGAUGAGGAGAUGGACGCCAGUACGAUCCUUAGUCCGCGUAUGGCAGCCACCAGCAGCGGCCCAGGCUGGAGAGGUAGCCCCGCCCGCGCAUCCAGCGACACUGGAAGCACUAGCUCUGCGCGCACAACCAUACCAUAUAACGCAAUCGGCCGUCCUACGUCCCCGUUACAGCUUUCUUCUCCCCUCCCACCAUCGACCACAAAACCACCCCAUCGGCCAUCUCCUCUGCAUCUGAAGUCACCCUCGCCUUCGCGUCCGCCACCAUUUUCACCAACUUCGCCGACACACAUCGCCAAUCAGCCUCCGCUCUCUCCACCGCCCGUAUCAGAGCACUUCACAGCCUCAUUGAUACUCAGUCCGCAACGAGCUAACGCCGUUGAGGCAAGAUGGCUAGAAGCUAUUGGUAAGAGUUUCACAGAUGCAGACCUAAGGGCGCACUGGAGCACACUUUUGAAGUACUUUGAUGGGAAGCAUGCCAUUGAGGAUAUCAGCCCGAGGGAGGGCUUUAAGAGAAAGAGGGUAAGUGCGAUGAUGCAGGGCAUUCGGGAAGGCGGAUGGUUAGCUGUUGUGCGACAUUGGUAGGCUGUACUGGCGGAAUUUUGGUUGAUUCUAGAUACCCGCAUUUCCUGCUGUCGGUGUUGUGUUUCGCGUUGUUGAUCAUACGUAGUUGUAAACGAAAGCAAGCUAGCUGGUGAGAAUAGCCUCGGUACAUCAUUGCUACUGCCAUGUCAGGCUUAGCCCUGCUCGAAAACGCAAUAAUCUUACAAAUCAAAGUGGAACAGGGCAGCAACUGCCAGUACAAUUUUAUGUCUGAGUGGG